This is a messenger RNA of Gorilla gorilla gorilla (western lowland gorilla), 3247 nucleotides long. RefSeq names its product BAALC binder of MAP3K1 and KLF4 (gene BAALC). The coding region runs from base 190 to 1041 and encodes 283 amino acids. The record is from RefSeq and is a predicted model, not a curated record. NCBI's taxonomy places the organism in Eukaryota, Metazoa, Chordata, Mammalia, Primates, Hominidae. Gene Ontology annotation, cellular component: cytoplasm. The transcript is spliced from 3 exons.
GGCAAUACUCCCUGACCAGUUUUGCGGGGUUGCUCCCAGUUCCAUUGCUUUUAUAACAGGUGGCCAGAAAGCUUGGGGUCCCGUGAUAAGAGUUUCAGUUCUUUCCAGGAUGGAUGGAAAGAAGGAAGGAAGGAUGGAUGGAUGAAUGAAUGAGUGGGUGAGCGGAUGGAUGGAUGGAUGAAUGGAUAGAUGGGCCAGAGGCUGGGAACGGUAAUGCCGGCCAGACGGGUCCGAGCCCCUCGGGAGCCCCAGCCCUCCUCCGGCUGCGGGGCCGCUGCUCCUGCUCCCAGGCCGUCACGGAGCCCUGAGGGAGGGGGCGGGCGGGGGCCCUGGGGCGGCCAGGGCGCUGGGAGGGAGGACGGGGCGGUGGGGACCGGAGGGGAGGGAGGGCCUUGGAGGCGGAGAGGAGGGACGGGCGGGGAGAGGGCCCGGACGAGGGGCGGCGGGCACCGCAGGAGCUCCGCGCGGCUGCAGCGCGGGCGGGAGCGGGGACGCGAUGUCGCCGCCGCCGCCUCCUUGCGGGCCGGGGCUGCGCCUCCGGGGCUGAGCCGCCGCCAGAGCCGACAGCCGAGCAGCCGCCGGGCGCUCCCGCGGCGCAGGACGAUGGGCUGCGGCGGGAGCCGGGCGGAUGCCAUCGAGCCCCGCUACUACGAGAGCUGGACCCGGGAGACAGAAUCCACCUGGCUCACCUACACCGACUCGGACGUGCCGCCCAGCGCCGCCGCCCCGGACAGCGGCCCCGAAGCGGGCGGCCUGCACUCGGGCGUGCUGGAAGAUGGACUGCCCUCCAAUGGUGUGCCCCGAUCUACAGCCCCAGGUGGAAUACCCAACCCAGAGAAGAAGACGAAUUGUGAGACCCAGUGCCCAAAUCCCCAGAGCCUCAGCUCAGGCCCUCUGACCCAGAAACAGAAUGGCCUUCAGACCACAGAGGCUAAAAGAGAUGCUAAGAGAAUGUCUGCAAAAGAAGUCACCAUUAAUGUAACAGAUAGCAUCCAACAGAUGGACAGAAGUCGAAGAAUCACAAAGAACUGUGUCAACUAGCAGAGAGUCCAAGCAGAAGGGCAGAUGGACUUCUUCAGUGUCCUUCACGGCACUGGAUCCCAUCAAAGAACCUUGAAGAAGUGGCUGCCCCUUGCUGGACCUGAAUGCUACUGAGUCCCUGGCAAGACUGUCUUACCUGGCAGCAAACUGCUGCCUGAUUUGUUGGGACCUUCUGAGCCUUCUACUUAUCAUGUAAAUGUAUUGGCACAGUGCUUACAUAUGUUAAUAAACUGCAAAUGUGUAGUUCAGUUUGUCUCUUUGCAACUCCUGUAAUACGGUCUGGUGUAAAAGUAGUGAGUUAAAGCUACAGGUCAGUUUAUGAAACAGAAAAGUAGGAAUGCAUUUUCUGGGUGAAAGAGUCACACCUUAGUGCUAUAACUCUCCUGCCCAUGAUAGUGUAUUCUGUUUCAGGCAAGCUUAUUCUUUCCUUCUUUCAUUUUAAAUAUUGUCAUUACAAAUCUUACCAGGUUCACUUAAAAGCUGGCUUUCAUCCAACUCUAAACCCACAUAUUGAAAAAAUCAAGGUACAGGAAAACUCCUUGUUAUCCUUGUUUCCUUAGCUUGGUAUGAGACAGAUCGGAUCCAGUUUCCCAUGCACCAACCCACUGCCCAUGGCAUGUCUUUGGGAGGUGUCUGUGAAGCAGUCAUACCUGCUCCUCAUCUGCCUGGAAAGUCCUCCUAUUCCAGUGUCCAUGUUGGCCUCCAGUCCUUAAUGUCACCAUGCUUGUGGCCAAUGCAUCCAAAUAAGGAUACCCCUCAGGGCUCAGCUAGACAUUGCAAUUUUGCAUAGCUUUCCAGUUCCCUUUGCUUGUCUUCUUGACUGUCUUCCCUCUCUAUCGGGGUCACUUGCAAUUGUUAAUCAAAGAUUGAACACUGCGUAGGAGAGGGAGACGAUCCAGAGACAUGUGGCAGCAGGCAUGGCUUCCCCUUGGCCUCCCUGUACACUGCCCCAGGACUGUCAUUUUGGCAUCUGCAAAGGAAUCACUUUAGAAAGCCAGCACCUGGUUGAUGUAUAUUCAUACUGACAUUAGAUUGAUGUGCACUGCAUUAGAAAUGAGGUAGCUGACACAGAAAAAGGAUGUUUUGAUAGGAAUAAUUUUCUAGUAUGUCUUGAAACAUGUUCAUCUGGAAGUAUUUUCCUCCAAAGUAAUGUAGCAUGAUUUUUCAAGGAUUGUUAACAUGCCUGGGAUUGGGAAAGAUAGGACUAAAGUUGUGCCAAACUACAUCAAUAAAUUCCAUGUUUAGCAGAAAUAGGCAGCCUAUUGGUGUUAUGUUUAUGUAACAUAGUCCAGAGAACUGACAUGCAGGUCAAAAGUCAGAUACGCAACCUCCUUAUCUGCUAACUCUGUUAUUCUUCAAACACAAGUGGGUAGUGUCAUUUUUCCUUCCUUCCUUCCAUUGGCAGAUUGUAUGUUUAUUCACUAAACAUUAAAUGUCCAUCGUGUGCCAGGUACUAUGCAGAUGUUGAGGGAUUUGGGGUCUGGUUAGUCGUGACUAUCUAUCCUGAAUCUAACAGUGACUUCAUAACUAGGAGACUGAAUUAGACCCUUAAGGUAUAGUGUGUGUUGCAAAUCACUCUGCAACGGAAACUUUUAUAUUCAGGGUAGGUUUGUGUCUUAAACUAGGUGUUCUAAUCAAUGUACAAGACUUUACCAUACACGAAACUAUAGUUUUUCUAAACCUUCAUCAUUUUGUGAUUCUUUGAGAAAGGGCUUUUAGGAACUCUAUGUUCUAAAAAAUGUUUUUAAUAAUAAUAAAAGAAAAGAAAAACCUGUGAUUCAUAUGUCCCCACUGGCAUUACUCAGCAGGAGCCCCCAGCUGCCAAAGGUUGGCAGUGAUCCUGCAAGUUCAAGGGCUCUUUCUCCCUGGGGAUGUGCUUUGUGGCUUCUCUUUACAGCUUUGUUUCUGCAUCAGUUCACUGCUGCAUGUUGUUUGGAAUUUAUCACCUUAAGAAAGUGUCUCUGUUUUAUAUAGAAACACUUUCUCACUUACAGGGGAGAAGGAAAUGCAGGGCACAUGAUCUGGCCCUCCCCAGAACAAUCUGGAUUUCAUGGAGACAGCAACCAGAAGUUAAACCAUGUGACUAAAAAUGCAUCUGGCUACUUUUUCAUGUAUGUAUGAGACAGAAACUAAUCCUUACUAUCCUAUUAGGAUAACACUUUUCAUUUCAAAGUUUGUGUCAAUAAAGUCAUUAACUUUAAACAUA